This is a messenger RNA of Paramecium sonneborni, 2133 nucleotides long. NCBI's taxonomy places the organism in Eukaryota, Ciliophora, Oligohymenophorea, Peniculida, Parameciidae. The record is from the annotation of a GenBank genome assembly.
AUGAGUAUAAGAGUUUAUUAAGCUCCAUAAUCUUAGUCAAUUAAUUCCUUUUUAAUCACUUUACUCGAUGGCACUGGAUCUAUGUGUAUGGAAUAUGAAUAAGUUGUAAAAGCAUAUACAGAGGUAUUCUCUUAUUUAGGAAAUGAAAAAUUAGAAUAUUAAUUCUAAUUAUAACUUUAACCAAUCCUUCCUUAUGCUGGGGUAAACGGUAGAGGAGGAAACAUAACUAAUACUUUUAAAGAAUUAUUUUAGAUUUUAUUAAGUAAUAAAUAUCCAAAAAAUAUUACAAUCUUAUUUGUAAGUGAUGGUAAAGAACCAUUUGAGAUUAAAGUUCUUCUCCCAUUUAUUAAAAAGAUGAAAGAUUAAUUUAUGAUUCAAUUUAUUAGUUUAGCUAUAGGAGAUAGAUUUCCUAAUUAAAUUAGUAAUAUUUUAAGAAAUAAGAUUCAUAAUCAUGAUCCUAACUUUUAAUCAUUAUUCAAAGUUAAACGAAAUCCUAAAAAUUCUAAGAAUAAGAUAUAUUAAGAAUUUCUUUUAUGUUUUUAAUAAAUCAAACCAUUAAUAUAAGUUUAGGAUGGAAUAGUUUAAAUUAAUAAACCUGUUUUAUAAACCCUUGUAUCUCCUCCUUCUAAUUUAGUCAUCUCAGGAAGUUAUUUCUGUGCAAAAACAGAUUCUUAACAAAAUGAAGGAAUAUGGGGAGGUAAUAUUUAAUUGGAACCUAAAAGUACAGACAAAGAAGUUAACUAAUUUAUUAUUGGUUCAAUUUCUUAAGCCAUUAAUGAUUAAAUUGCAAAUAAUAAAUCAGAUAAUACUGCAUUCUAAAUUAUUUCUAAAGAGGUUCCACAUCUUUUACAAUAAAUUGCAUAAAUCUAAUCUUCUCCAGAAGAAUAAAAGAAAAACCAUGAAGUUCUUGUACUACUAGAAGAAUUACAAUCAUCUAAUUUAUAAUUAAAAUAAAUGAGUGAAAAUCAACUCACUUAAUUAUAAAAAGGUUUAUUUGAUCAUUAAGUCUCUUUAAAUUAAAUUAUUAAUGUUAAUUCAGUUAAUAUUUAAAAGAAUACUGUUACGCCAGAAAUUUUAAAUGAAAGACUAGAAGAAAAAUAUUAAUAGUUAAUUAAUCCAGAAUGCUUUCAAGAACCAAUUUAUGUCAACAAUUAAAAAGUAACUUUACUUUAAAACACUGAACUUAUAAUUAUAGAAACUCUCAAUAAUCACAUAGCUUAUAUUGAACAAAAUAUUAAUAAUGAUCAUACUUAACUUUUAUAAGAUUUUAUAAGUUCUACAUAAGAAUCACUUAUUAAAGUAUUUUCUGCCUCAGAUUUUAAAGUUGAAUUUGAUGAAUAAAUUGUUUCCUUUAAAUAAAUGAAUUCUUUAUUCUAACUUAUAGAUUAAACUAUUAAAAAAAUCAUUAACAUUUAAAAUUUUCUUGUUUUAGUUAAGAAAUAUCAAUAAAAAACUUAAGUAAUAGCUUAGACAGAUACCUCAACUACUCUAUUUUCUUCUAAUGAUGAUUAUAAAUAUUUGCCAAAUGAAUUAUAAAUAUUAUUAAAAGAAGGAAUAGAAUGUGAAGAUGCUGAAAAAUCAUUCGUUCUUAUUGUUGAUACAAAUGAUUCAAUGAUUAAUGAAUCAUAAAUAGCCAUUGAAUCAUUUUAAAUACAAUUUUAAAACAUUCCUGAAAACAAAAAAAUAAUAUUAACUUGGAAAAAUUCUAAAUUUUAAUAAUACUCAUUAAAAUAAGAAUUAUAAUUAUAGCAAUAAUAAUAAGAAUAGUUAUUGUAUGAUAGCUUAUUAGAAUAAUUUAAAGCUCUUGAUAAAUAAUAUGAUUUAUCAAUUAAAAGAAAUAGAAUCUGUAUGAUAACUGAUGGUUUGACUGAUUAUUAAUCAAUACACAAAUCUUUUAAAGUCUUAAAGUUUCAUUAUUCAUUUUAAAUCAUAUAUUUAACCAUUGGAUCCUAAUUAAAUACUAAAAUUGGAAAUGAAUUGAAAUCUAAAUAUCAAGACAGAAAUUUAAAGGGAUGCCCUUUGUUAUUUAAUAUUCCAAGAUCUAUUGUCUAAUCAACAUAGAAUAGUUUUAAAAGAAUAUUAGAUACAUUUAAUAAGAGAUUCGAAGAUAUUUAUAAAGAAUUUAUUAAAUGA